CGAGACCCCACGAUCUGCAAUUUGCAGGCGAACUGAGGCAGAAGAGAAACGCUGGAGAUGCCCCUGAUGAUGCAGCGUUCCUUCAAUCCCUCAAAUUAACUAUUCGCGCUCAACAUAUCAUUUUUCCUUCGACAAGUGAAGCGAACCCUGAAAAUGGACGAGCAAGUUGACCGGCUCGUUAAGAAGACCUGGGAGAAGUUUGAAGAUGUUCCCCAGUCUAAACGAUUCCUCAUCGCCGUGUCUGGCAUUCCCGGUUCAGGCAAGACUACACUCGCCGCCAUAGCAACAAAGCGGCUCAACGAACUCCACGCAAAACAAUCCCCAGGAACGCAUAUGGGCAGCCCGCUCGCCGCAUUUAUCCCAAUGGACGGCUACCAUCUGUCACGUAAUCAACUCGAUGCUAUGCCCGAUCCCGUCUCCGCGCAUGCCCGGCGAGGCGCAGCUUUUACAUUCGACGGAGAGUCCUUCCUCAGUUUAGUCAAGAUGCUGAGAGAGCCGCUAUGCCCCGAGACGGGGACGCUUUUCGCACCAAGUUUCGACCAUGCGACCAAGGACCCCGUGGCCGAUGAUAUAGCAAUAGCGCCUUGUGUACGAAUAGUCAUAUUUGAAGGGAAUUACCUAUCUCUGAAUAAGUCGCCUUGGAAAGAUGCAGCAGAAUUGAUGGACGAGUUGUGGUUCGUUGACGUGAAUCUUGACGUCGCAAGGAGUAGGCUGGUGUACAGGCAUGUUAAAGCUGGGAUCGCGAAAGAUGAAGAAGACGCGAGGAAGCGUGCGGAUGAGAACGACCUCGUGAACGGGAAGGGGAUUCUGGAAAAUAGGAUGGAUGUUCAUGAGGUCGUGCGCAGUCAUGACGAUGAUACUUGGGCACCGGAGAAGCAGGGUGUUGGCGAUGGCCGAGAUGAGCAACCAGACGAGAUGACAGCCGGCUCAGUAUGAAAAGCAUGCUUAUAGGGUUCGGCGGAGUACAUUGGAUUAUUUCGGAUCACGUUUGUACAUACCAAAAGCGUGCUUUUUGGGCCUUCUGUGCACUUGCUCUGAGUUGAGGUCAAUCUCAAGGCGGGCUUCGGGAUAAGGAGAGGCGUUGCUUAUCUAACCUGCGGCGAAGUCGUCACCGGUCGUCAACUUAUUCUUUU
This is a messenger RNA of Trematosphaeria pertusa, 1133 nucleotides long. RefSeq names its product P-loop containing nucleoside triphosphate hydrolase protein. Bases 154 to 936 code for a protein of 260 amino acids. The record is from RefSeq and is a predicted model, not a curated record. Gene Ontology annotation, cellular component: cytoplasm. Gene Ontology annotation, molecular function: kinase activity; ATP binding. The transcript is spliced from 3 exons. Lineage: Eukaryota; Fungi; Ascomycota; Dothideomycetes; Pleosporales; Trematosphaeriaceae.